Drosophila rhopaloa is the source of this 2602-nucleotide messenger RNA. RefSeq names its product rho GTPase-activating protein 92B (gene RhoGAP92B). Gene Ontology annotation, biological process: regulation of Rac protein signal transduction; positive regulation of GTPase activity; signal transduction. Gene Ontology annotation, cellular component: intracellular anatomical structure; cytoplasm. Lineage: Eukaryota; Metazoa; Arthropoda; Insecta; Diptera; Drosophilidae. Gene Ontology annotation, molecular function: protein binding; GTPase activator activity. The transcript has 5 exons. The record is from RefSeq and is a predicted model, not a curated record. The coding region runs from base 149 to 2371 and encodes 740 amino acids.
CUCACUUUUCCGUAAAACAUCGUUGAAGAAUGACUAAUUUGCCAGUUUUAAGUAUUUACUCAAUGCCUAGCUAAUUACACAUCGCAAACAAACACGCAGAAGUUAAGUUAACGUUGGAGACGCGAGCGGCAAUUGCGAAUCAGCCAAGAUGAAGAGGCAGUUUGCGAAAAUCAAAAUAGCAGCCGAAAAUCUGUCAAGAUCCACCAAAUCGGACUGCAAGGACUCCGAGCUGGAGACGAUCGAGCGGCAGGUGGACAGAUAUCGGGACACCAUCGAGAAGAUCGUCCGAAAGCUGCCGGCGCUGAGCGGAGGCGGAGGCGGAGGCGGGAGCACCGAGGAGCAGGACAAACGGACCAAGAAGAACAGCCACUACAAGAUCGCCCAGGCGCUGGACGAGUCCGCCAAGGAGCUGCCCAAGGACAUGCCGCUGCAGAAGGUCCUCGCCAAUUGCGGAGAGCUGGAGAAGACGAUGGCCGAGUGCAUUAUCGAGAGCGAACUGGAGACGGAGACCAAGGUGGUGAGGCGGCUGAAGAACAUCUUGGACAAGGAGAUCCAGGAGAUCUCGACGCUCAAGCGCAACGUAUCGCGCACUCUGCAGGAGUACACCUCGCUGAAGCGCAGUCAUGAGGCGGCAAUACGGCUGGAGGAGCCAGCGGCCAAGGUGAAUCACAUCAAGAGCCAGCAGGAGGAGUGCGAGCUGAAGCUGGAGAAGGAACGGGAUGCCUGGGCGGCCCAGAUGCUGGAACUGAUUGCCAAAGAGGACGAGAUCGUUAGCUGCAUCCGCGACUAUGUACUCAACCAAAGAAACUAUCACGAGCGGGCCCUGCAGCACGUGAACGCCUCGCUGGCUCGCAUUCAGGACACGAUCCAGGGCACCGAGAAGUCCCGCUUUGGCACCUCGCUCAAGGAGCACCUGACAUCCACCAACCGCGAGAUCUCCUACAUCGUGGAGUUGUGCUGCUGCUGCCUGCUGGAGCAUGGCCUGGAGGAGGAAGGUUUGCUGCGGGUGGGCUGCGCGAGCACCAAGCUACGCCGCAUGAAGCACGCCCUGGAGGCGCAGCACGUAAAGACGCCGCUACCGCUGGACUACCAGGAUCCCCAUGUCAUUGGUUCCAUACUCAAGCUCUACCUGCGCGAGCUGCCCGAGCCACUGCUCACUUACGGCCUGUACAAGGACUUCAUUCGGAUCGCCGAACGACACAGCGAGGCAGAGCGCAAGACGGAGAUCAAGGCCAUUCUGAGCAAGCUGCCAAAGGAGAACUACGCCAACCUGCGCUACCUCACCCGAUUCCUGGCCCAUGUGCAGCAGCGCUCAGUGCACAAUAAGAUGAGCUCCCAGAACCUGGCCAUCGUAAUGUCGCCGAACAUGCUUUGGCCACGCAUCGACAAGAGCAGCAAUGCCCCAGCCGAUUACAUUGGCCAGGUGAACAGCUCCUCAGCAGCGAACAUCAUUGUGGAGCUCCUUAUUAGCCAGUGGGACUACUUCUUCAGCGGCGAAGUCGAGUUCUAUUUGACCCUGCAGAAGCAGAAGCUUUUCGUCGAGGGCAAGAGCAAAUCCAACUCGUCGAACGAGAAUUUGGACCGAAACGAUAGUGAAGUUUUGGAGAGUCCCCGCUAUGGAACCUUACGCAGGCAGAAAGCUAAUGCACCUUCGCCGCCCACAACUAAUGGAAACGGGACCAGUAUGACAACAUCACAGACUUCGCACCGACCCCAUGCGAAGGAGCUGUUCCCCCAGCAGUCGCCGGCGCAGCAGGAGAAGCCCGUCAAGCCGCCGCUUCCGAACUUGCCGCAGUUUCAAUCACCAGCCGCCAGCCAGCCGACGCAGACGCAGCUGGAACCACUGCCCCCGCCUCCAGUAACACCCGCCAAGCCCGUUCCGAUGACGAGGACGCAGUUCUUCGGGCUGGACAACCUGCCCUCUCCAACGGCCGAUCGCAAGAGCACGGAUAGCAUCGGCAGCUUCAAGCUAAAGCCAGAUGUACCCCAGAAGCCGCUGCUGCCCAAGCGACCGAAUGUGCUAGGCGUGGGAGCGCCCAAGGUGGAUGGAAAAAGCGACGACGAGGGCGGUACGACUCCCACCCAGGCGACAAUCGAUAAUGGCAAUGGCAGCGUUCGAUUCAAAACGGAACAUUUUCUCGACAAGCUGCGUCAGGAGAAUAGUGAAACGAACGGAACGCGGGAGGAGCCGCCAACGGUCAAGGAGAGCAAUCACAACCACGAUCAGCCGCCAACGGCUGCAGAGCAAAAACCGGAGCAGCAAGCGCAGCCCCAAGCCACGACACCCAUUUCCCCGAACUCAUUUCAAACGCCCAAGAGGCCAACGGUGCCAGCGCCGCCACCUCCCACAAACAGAAAGCCCUCGGAUUAGAGUGGGAAGUGAAGCCGUGCAGUGAAAAGGGAGUCAGAGUCAUUAGGUGUUACAGUUUACUCGUUAAGACUUGAACGCACAGUAAUAUAUAUAAUUGAAAUGAUCCUUGCGGUAGGGAGACAUUGUGCAUUAUAGAGAGAAGAGCCUCUGCAUUUGUAUUUUUGCCUUGUUCUUAAGCAAUCUAAUUUGUACGUGUUUAGCCAUAUAACAAUAUCAAGCGGUAUCCAUUUA